This is a messenger RNA of Letharia columbiana, 3573 nucleotides long. RefSeq lists its product as uncharacterized. NCBI's taxonomy places the organism in Eukaryota, Fungi, Ascomycota, Lecanoromycetes, Lecanorales, Parmeliaceae. Gene Ontology annotation, molecular function: protein binding; guanyl-nucleotide exchange factor activity. Bases 1 to 3573 code for a protein of 1190 amino acids. The transcript has 2 exons. The record is from RefSeq and is a predicted model, not a curated record. Gene Ontology annotation, biological process: Ras protein signal transduction; positive regulation of GTPase activity. Gene Ontology annotation, cellular component: plasma membrane.
AUGGAGAGCUUACCUCGAUCGAGCGCCUGCGUCGCGCCCCUCCAGAUUGUCAAAGGCACCCCAGAGGUGAUGACUCCAUCAUCACGCACGCCAAACUUUUCGUCAACUAUGACCAAUGGUGUAUAUUUGCCUCAGAGAACGGGCCAGAUCACCCCACCAUUGACUCCUCAUGAUUCUGAAGUGACCUUCGAAAGACACGCUGACUUUCAAACAUACCUGCGCGCUUCCUACGCAUAUCACCCAGAAUGUCAUCAGAAUCUCACGACGGUCACAUUACCACUUAACGGUGGGGAUGUAAUUCUCGUACACUCGGUCCACAGCAAUGGAUGGGCAGAUGGUACUUUACUGGUAUCAGGAGCUCGAGGGUGGCUGCCCACCAAUUACUGCGAAGGCUAUGAGAGCGAACCCAUCCGCAAUCUCAUGAAGGCGUUGACCGUCUUUUGGGAUUUAAUAAAAGGGAGUAGCAUUGGGGGAUUAGUCGCCUUCCGCAAUUCAGACUACGUGCGCGGGCUGGUUGCCGGUGUGCGCUGCUUACUCGAAAAAACCAAUUGUCUGAGCAGGGAAUCCAACCUGAUACGGUCUCACGAUGUGCUCUUCAAAAAUCGAAGGGCACUUCUUGGUGAUCUUUCGGCUUUCGUCAAGGUCGCUGGAGCUCUCAAAACCCUUCUAACUAAAUCUGGCGGAGACCUGGGAGUCGAGCUUGACUUGGAAGAAAUGCUCUCGAAAGCUUUCAAAAUGGUCAAUCGUGCUGUCAAAUUCCUAGACAUCUGGGAGGAGCACAUGCAAAGCGUGGACGCGUCUGUCACUAUCGAUCACGCUAAGAGCAUGCGGGUCCCGCCAACGCCUCCUGCAGAUCACACACAGUUUGCUUUAUCAAGGAACAACCAAAUUGCUUCGAACGCUCAUAACAGACCCACAAGCAGCGAAAACGCCAAGAAGGAGCAAAACGGGGUCCGAUCGCGGUAUGGCCGCUCAUCGCAAACAUCUGUACGGCCUAGGAGCUCUAAUUCCUUUGGACAUUUUCACGGAUUGGCGAAUAGGGAAUCGGCCUCUCACCGCACUUCCUGCACUGUAUCCCCAAUGUCGCAGAAUCUGGCAUCAGAGAAGCUAUCUGCGUUACACAAUGGCUUUAUCACCUCCCUUGCCUACUUUCUUGGCCUGCAUAUACAGUCAAGGUCAUCCGCCGAAAUCCGCCUUACUACCGAACAGUCCAUCGUCUCAUGUCGGGACAUGCUGAGACUUGUUGAGGAAAUAUGGGAACGUGACCGGAGGCGAUCUUUCGCCCUACAGGAAGCACACGAUGCCAUGUACGACAAGAUCGCCGACCUGGCUGAUGCUGCGAAAGACAUCUAUAGAUCCGAACAAUUUGGAGAAGACAGCGAUACCCUCGUGUACGCGGCUACUGCAUGUAUCUGUGCUGCUGGGGAAUGCGUCACAGAAUCUCAACUCGUCGUUGAGCGGAUCGGAGAUUUUGAAGUCGAAUCUUUCGGGCUUGGGAUAUUAGAUUUGGAGGUUGCACGCCCCGCAGAGAAUCCCAUCCAAGUCAGUGAAGACCAGCGCGAUGUUACCACAAAUGGUCGUCUCAUACCGCAUGAGCCGCUGAGGGAGCCUCCACCUACGCCCCCCAAGCUACCGGAUCACGAUCGUCCCGUGACAUCGGCCAUGUCAGCCACAGCAUCGUCUCGCAACUAUUCGUUCAACGCAGUGCUGGUGGAAUCUACGGACAACUUAGAUCGCUCGUCAGAACAGAAAUUACUGCCUCCUCUGCCUCCUUUCGCGAGCUGUCUCCUGUCUUAUGGAGAUCAAUUUUCGUCGCCACCAUCUUCGAAUUGUAGCGUUGGGGACACGCAGAACAACAAUGAUGGGCGGACUCGAGAAGACAGUCUUGGAGUCUCAAGCAGCUUUGACAGCAGUACCUAUGUCGGCAGCACACGCGACUCGGAACCAAGCGUUGUUUCGCAAAGCUCAACCCGUGCCACUUCGCCAGACGCCACGUUGGUCACCUCGCUCGAACGUCCGUCUCUUUACAAGCAUGAGACCGGCAUCCAGUCUGUCCUCUUUGAAGACGGCGAUGAAGAUGAGGUCAAACUUUUGGAAACGACCUUCGCCCAUGAGCUUGUAUACAACAGAGAAGGUCAGAUUUCUGGUGGGACCUUACCUGCGCUGAUCGAGCGUCUUACUACCCAUGAUUCUACGCCCGAUGCGACCUUUGUUUCAACCUUUUACUUGACUUUCCGCCUGUUUGCAACGCCUACCGCGUUUGCACAGGCCCUUAUCGACAGGUUUCAAUAUGUUGGUGAGAGCCCGCAUAUCGCUGGCCCUGUCCGACUCCGAGUCUACAAUGUUUUCAAAGGCUGGCUCGAAUCGCAUUGGCGCAACGACUGCGAUAGCCUUGCGCUCGAGCUGAUCAUACCGUUUGCAAAGCGGCAAUUACAGAUCGUAUUGCCAACAGCUGGAAAACGACUCGCUACCUUGGCUUCGAAAGUCACAGCUGCAGAUGGACCCCUCGUUCCGCGAUUGAUCUCGUCCAUUGGCAAGACCAACACCUCAAUAGCAUUAUAUGUUUCCCCCGAUGCGCCCCUACCGGCACCAGUCAUUACUAAAAGCCAACUAGCAGCUUUGAAGAACUGGAAGCAUGGAGGUGCUAGCGUCAGCAUUCUAGACUUCGAUCCGCUCGAAUUGGCUCGUCAAUUCACCAUCAAAGAAUCUCAGAUUUUUUGCUCCAUACUGCCAGAGGAGCUGCUCGCAACGGAAUGGAUGAAGAAGUCAGGCUCGAUGGCCGUCAAUGUGCGCGCUAUGUCGAGGCUGUCCACGGACCUGACGAAUCUAGUCACCGACUACAUUCUUCAAUUGGAAGAUCCUAAGAAGCGAGCUAUCGUGAUAAAGCAAUGGGUCAAGAUCGCAAAAAGAUUCCUAGAAUUGGCCAACUACGACUCGCUGUUUGCCGUCAUCUGCUCACUCGAGUCGUCGACCAUACUCCGUCUUAAGCGGACAUGGGAAAUGGUAUCUUCCAAGACAAAAGCCACUUUGGAGCACCUCAAGAGCGUAGUCGACAUAUCGAAGAACUACGUGGUCCUUCGACAACGUCUUCAAAACCAUGUACCACCUUGCCUUCCGUUUGUUGGUACCUAUCUAACAGACCUCACUUUUGUCGACAUUGGCAAUCAAACAACUCGUCAACUCCCCAGCGAAGGGCCCGAGGAAAGUAGAUCAGUCAUCAACUUUGACAAGCACAUGAAGACAGCCAAGAUUAUCAGCGAGCUUCAGCGCUUCCAGAUCCCAUACCGCUUUACCGAGAUACCAGAGUUGCAGACCUGGAUGCAGGAUCAGCUCGUUCGAGUCCGAACGUCAGAUGAAAGCAGCAUGCAAAAUCAUUACAGACGGUCACUGAUACUCGAGCCUCGAGACCAAGUACAAUGCAAGCCAUCGCCAAUGGAAUCGCAGGCUUCAUUCUCGUCAACCAAAGACAAGCUCGACAGGGACAAGUUCGAGUUCUUUGGCUUGGGCUGGCCUUAUCACUCCAAACACCACUCUAGAGAUAAGACUGUCACUAGACCCACUACACCUUCAUAA